Messenger RNA from Schistosoma turkestanicum, 3651 nucleotides. The record is from the annotation of a GenBank genome assembly. Lineage: Eukaryota; Metazoa; Platyhelminthes; Trematoda; Strigeidida; Schistosomatidae.
CAGACAACACGACAUCGUCAAGAAAAAAAAAUCAACAGACACCAUUUAAACUGAACUAGUUCAUCUCUCUAUUUAGAUAAAAAUAUGCAUACAUCCAAUCAGUAUUUAUUGAUUGAACAAAAUUUUCAAAGAAGUCAAUUCAUUUACAAAUGGAAAUUGUUGGGAUUUAUUCAGUUGAUUUACGCGGUGUCAUGUUAUUUAUCAAAUUCUAUGGCAAUGCAACAAUAUCCUUCACCAGCAGUCUCUUCUGAGUCAGGACCUGAGAAUUAUGUUGACCUAUUAGAACCAAUCGAUGUUGUACAGAAUAAUCUUCACUUAAAUCCAUUCACGACUACAUAUGCGCUGGAUUGUAAUCAAUGGGAAAAUUGGAAUUCACAAUCGUCCAAUUCUUCUUCUGAUCAACAACUACAAAUGGACUCCAUUAAUCAACUGGAUGUCAAUUCAUCCUAUACACAAUUAUUACCAAUGAGUUUCUUAAUUGAAAUGAUACCACAUCGAAGAUUAUAUCCUGGACGAUCAUUUUUUUUCAGUCGUAUUGAUAGUUUAAAUCGUAUACGUCUAGCUAUUGGAUUAAAUCAAUGGGGUAAAUUUGGUGAAUGUAUGGAAUUAUGGAUACAUCAUGAAUUAUUUUAUAGUUUAGAACCAGAUCCGAAAAUUUCUUCAUAUUAUAUUGGAUCAGGUUUAGUAAAUCAUGCUGGUCUUGUGGUAGUCCCACUGCCGAAUUAUCAAUUCAAUACUAACAAAAUGAUGACAUUAAUCAUUGAAAUUACAAAUGCCAGUGUGAUUGUCUACAAUAAGUGUAAAUUAUUUCAUCAACCACUGUUCAGCAUUUAUUAUCGACAAAAUAUUCAAUAUCAUCAUUUACACGGUGAUAGAUUUGAAAAUAAAACAAAUCAAUUGUCAAGAAUGGAUAAAUUCUAUAUACUAUCCGGUGGACCAUAUCAUGGUGACCGAUUUCUAGGUGUUAUGAAACAGAUGAAAUUAUUUUUCACUGAAUAUGGAGCUCGAAAAUAUUGUUUUGAUAAUAGUGUAAUCGAAUUCAAUAGAACAAUUGAACAAACUUUGAACAACAUUGAUAAACAAUUAAACACUAUUCACAUUUAUAAUCGAACUAAAAAGCGGAUACUUAAUAAAAACAGUAGGAGAAACUACCAUGGAUUGGAAUCGAGUAAAUUUCCUAAAUGUACUCAAGAUAUUCAUCAGACUAAAUGUAAUUCAUUCAAUUUCAAUCAGUCAGUGAUAAAUGUGUCAAGUGAACAACCAACUGCGGUCAAUGAACGCCACACCGGAGACGCUGUGACCAGAGAUACUACACGAGGUGCUGACUCCAUCAGUCCCAUGGGUGGUGGUGGUGUGGAUGCGGACGAGGAGAAUCUUCUCGACACACAGGUGUCAAGUGAACAACCAACUGCGGUCAAUGAACGCCACACCGGAGACGCUGUGACCAGAGAUACUACACGAGGUGCUGACUCCAUCAGUCCCAUGGGUGGUGGUGGUGUGGAUGCGGACGAGGAGAAUCUUCUCGACACACAGGUGUCAAGUGAACAACCAACUGCGGUCAAUGAACGCCACACCGGAGACGCUGUGACCAGAGAUACUACACGAGGUGCUGACUCCAUCAGUCCCAUGGGUGGUGGUGGUGUGGAUGCGGACGAGGAGAAUCUUCUCGACACACAGGUGUCAAGUGAACAACCAACUGCGGUCAAUGAACGCCACACCGGAGACGCUGUGACCAGAGAUACUACACGAGGUGCUGACUCCAUCAGUCCCAUGGGUGGUGGUGGUGUGGAUGCGGACGAGGAGAAUCUUCUCGACACACAGGUGUCAAGUGAACAACCAACUGCGGUCAAUGAACGCCACACCGGAGACGCUGUGACCAGAGAUACUACACGAGGUGCUGACUCCAUCAGUCCCAUGGGUGGUGGUGGUGUGGAUGCGGACGAGGAGAAUCUUCUCGACACACAGGUGUCAAGUGAACAACCAACUGCGGUCAAUGAACGCCACACCGGAGACGCUGUGACCAGAGAUACUACACGAGGUGCUGACUCCAUCAGUCCCAUGGGUGGUGGUGGUGUGGAUGCGGACGAGGAGAAUCUUCUCGACACACAGGUGUCAAGUGAACAACCAACUGCGGUCAAUGAACGCCACACCGGAGACGCUGUGACCAGAGAUACUACACGAGGUGCUGACUCCAUCAGUCCCAUGGGUGGUGGUGGUGUGGAUGCGGACGAGGAGAAUCUUCUCGACACACAGGUGUCAAGUGAACAACCAACUGCGGUCAAUGAACGCCACACCGGAGACGCUGUGACCAGAGAUACUACACGAGGUGCUGACUCCAUCAGUCCCAUGGGUGGUGGUGGUGUGGAUGCGGACGAGGAGAAUCUUCUCGACACACAGGUGUCAAGUGAACAACCAACUGCGGUCAAUGAACGCCACACCGGAGACGCUGUGACCAGAGAUACUACACGAGGUGCUGACUCCAUCAGUCCCAUGGGUGGUGGUGGUGUGGAUGCGGACGAGGAGAAUCUUCUCGACACACAGGUGUCAAGUGAACAACCAACUGCGGUCAAUGAACGCCACACCGGAGACGCUGUGACCAGAGAUACUACACGAGGUGCUGACUCCAUCAGUCCCAUGGGUGGUGGUGGUGUGGAUGCGGACGAGGAGAAUCUUCUCGACACACAGGUGUCAAGUGAACAACCAACUGCGGUCAAUGAACGCCACACCGGAGACGCUGUGACCAGAGAUACUACACGAGGUGCUGACUCCAUCAGUCCCAUGGGUGGUGGUGGUGUGGAUGCGGACGAGGAGAAUCUUCUCGACACACAGGUGUCAAGUGAACAACCAACUGCGGUCAAUGAACGCCACACCGGAGACGCUGUGACCAGAGAUACUACACGAGGUGCUGACUCCAUCAGUCCCAUGGGUGGUGGUGGUGUGGAUGCGGACGAGGAGAAUCUUCUCGACACACAGGUGUCAAGUGAACAACCAACUGCGGUCAAUGAACGCCACACCGGAGACGCUGUGACCAGAGAUACUACACGAGGUGCUGACUCCAUCAGUCCCAUGGGUGGUGGUGGUGUGGAUGCGGACGAGGAGAAUCUUCUCGACACACAGGUGUCAAGUGAACAACCAACUGCGGUCAAUGAACGCCACACCGGAGACGCUGUGACCAGAGAUACUACACGAGGUGCUGACUCCAUCAGUCCCAUGGGUGGUGGUGGUGUGGAUGCGGACGAGGAGAAUCUUCUCGACACACAGGUGUCAAGUGAACAACCAACUGCGGUCAAUGAACGCCACACCGGAGACGCUGUGACCAGAGAUACUACACGAGGUGCUGACUCCAUCAGUCCCAUGGGUGGUGGUGGUGUGGAUGCGGACGAGGAGAAUCUUCUCGACACACAGGUGUCAAGUGAACAACCAACUGCGGUCAAUGAACGCCACACCGGAGACGCUGUGACCAGAGAUACUACACGAGGUGCUGACUCCAUCAGUCCCAUGGGUGGUGGUGGUGUGGAUGCGGACGAGGAGAAUCUUCUCGACACACAGGCACACCUACAACGUAUUAUUCUUGAAAUCACAACGGUUUUAAUUCAGGGAUUUUUAAACUAUUUAGGUACGGUUUCUACAAACAUUGAUAACAUUGGUUGA